AGAGCUGGAAGACGAGCUGGAAGACGAGCUGGGCGAGCGACUGCUCACCGCGAGCGUAUCCGGUGAGAGUUCUGUCAUCGAUGACAGUUACGAGGUCUCAGAGCUUGCCGAGAUCGUCAACUUCUUCAACGUGAUGACCGCUGAUCUUGACCGAACUUCUACUUCCGGCCAAUUCCCCUUAGCGGAUGCAGGAAUGGAUGAGUGGGUAGCAAAGGAAGCACCAAAAGCAAAGCUGAACAUGGGAAUCGCCGUGUACGGUUUUGACACCAACAACGCCAAUCCAAAGAUCUGGGCCAAAUACCAGGUCUGCGUUGCCCCGUUGCUUCCGCCCACGGUUGUCAUCGACAGCGAUCUGACCAUCGACGACAAGGCCCAGCACGUCGUGACUCACAACUUUGGAGGAGCCUACGUGACUUCUCUGGAACUGGAUGACUUCGCUGGAGGCACCUGCGUUCCGGGGAACUAUCCUGUCUUCCGGCGUAUCAAGGCCAUAAUCUCGAAUUAGAAAGCGACGAUCGCGCGCACGAGGGUGAAGGCGACUCUCCUGCCCUCUCGCAAAUCCCCCUUCGCUUACUUGGGACGCGGGCCCCCGCUUGAGACUUGGCCGGUCUCAGCCCCCACGCUCGUCAUCGCAAUUUGACAAAAUGUACAAAAACGCCGAGGAACAACGCGCGGCGUUAAAAAGAGACGCAAUGACCAAAUUUGGGAUGGAGAGCAGAUGAAGAUUUAAAAAAAAAAGUCACCUCAAGAAAAGGAUCACUCGCAAAAAUUCUGUUGCAGCAAUGAGGACGAAAUAAGAAAAUUUGCAUGAUUGCAGAUGCGAUUUCUCAAAUGUGAAGAACUGAAGAAACUCGGCAGUAUGAGCUGAGUCUUUCCAAAAAGUCUCGAAAAACGGUUAUGUCAUCCCAAAAGCAUGAAAGGAUGACGAAGCUUCGCUCCAAUUUGUACGAAUCCGAUUUUGCCCAACACCGAAUUGUUUGCUCUUUAAACAUUUUGCUCUCAAUGGAGGCUUUGUCAGCAGCCGGCGAUGACACGAGACGUAUCUGGUGUGCCACUCUCUUUUCCUUGCUCAACAAAAGCAAUAAAAUGUGUCAAGAGAC
This is a messenger RNA of Hippocampus comes (tiger tail seahorse), 1100 nucleotides long. Its product is annotated as acidic mammalian chitinase-like. Gene Ontology annotation, biological process: carbohydrate metabolic process. Lineage: Eukaryota; Metazoa; Chordata; Actinopteri; Syngnathiformes; Syngnathidae. The record is from RefSeq and is a predicted model, not a curated record. Bases 134 to 505 code for a protein of 123 amino acids. The transcript is spliced from 5 exons.